AUGGAAGUUGACCAAUCCUCCACUCUCGCCUCGACUGAUAAGGUCAAAGGCCCAGAAAUAAUUAUGCCAGUUGUGACCCAAGUAUCCCUUGAUAAAGACCAGGCUUACGACGCUCUUAAAUUACUUGGUGAUCCAAAAAGAAUAAACUCACAAAACUUUGAUGAUAAACCCGUUAUUACCAAAUCAAAAAGAGGAAGAAAAGCUCUUGCUGUAAGCGAAGGACAUAUAGACACAACUGGAAGGACUCAUAUCAUGACUAUUGGAAGGUCAAAACCUCCGACACCGAAAAAGAAGGAUCCAAAGGCUCCAAAAGCCAUUAAGCAAAGCAAUAAUUAUUGCAGACGAUGCGAGCAAAAUGAUGAAUAUAACCACGUGCUUAAUGAUCGAAUUGGCAAAUUAGAAAGUUUGGUAAAUAAGUUGACUAACGCAACAAAAUACAAUAAUAAUACGCAAAAAAAUCCUCAAACGCUGUCUAAUAUUGGAACGGUAGAACUUUUUAAUCUAUCUAAUCAAAUAACACCGAAUAUCGACACUUUUAAUGAUCGAAUUGGAAAAUUAGAAAAUAUAAUAAAUAAGUAUACUCAUACAACAAUUCCUCAAUCGUUAUUUUAUACUGGGACGGAAGAUCCUUUUGAGAUGCAAAGUCAAAUACAAGAUCUGAUGGAACCUCCGGCAACAACAUCAACGCCAUAUAUCGGUAUAACUAAUGAACCAAUCGGACAUUUAGAAAGUUUACUUAAUAAACCGAAACUUCCUCAACCCUAUAUUGGAACAGAAAAACCUUUUGAGAUGCAAAUUCAAUUGCAUUCCCAAAUGGCAUCUCCGUCAUCUACAUUAACUCCCUCGUAUGAACCAGUAGAUUUCGCAAAUUGGUCCAUUUACCAACAAUACGAAUAA
Messenger RNA from Funneliformis caledonium, 897 nucleotides. Lineage: Eukaryota; Fungi; Glomeromycota; Glomeromycetes; Glomerales; Glomeraceae. The record is from the annotation of a GenBank genome assembly.